Messenger RNA from Pseudomyrmex gracilis, 2950 nucleotides. Its product is annotated as cadherin-89D-like. The coding region runs from base 1 to 2655 and encodes 884 amino acids. NCBI's taxonomy places the organism in Eukaryota, Metazoa, Arthropoda, Insecta, Hymenoptera, Formicidae. The record is from RefSeq and is a predicted model, not a curated record. Gene Ontology annotation, molecular function: calcium ion binding. Gene Ontology annotation, biological process: homophilic cell-cell adhesion. The transcript is spliced from 8 exons. Gene Ontology annotation, cellular component: plasma membrane.
AUGUCUCAACCUGAUUUAAUUUUUACACGCGCCGACAAAGGCAAUUCCACGGUAGCAAUGAAUAAAUGUGACUAUGCUCAAAAAAUGAACGAUCUUUUGAGCGGAUUAAACUCUAAAAGCAUUUUAAGAAUAACAGUGCUUGAUGAAAAUGACAACGGUCCGAAAUUUAUACGUAUGAUAAUUUUCCCGGAUCAGGGAGUGCGAGUAUCACAAGAUCCCGUUGUCAAUAUAUCUUCUGAGAAAAACGAAAUGAAGGAUGUAGAAGUUCAACCCAAUAACUUGGUGUACAGUAAUAUACGACGUUCGCCACUUUUGCUAGUGCCAGAAAACACUACUAUUGGUGUGCCGAUAAUUCGUGUUUUAGCAGACGACAAGGACGACGGAACAAAUGCUGUAAUAAUGUAUAGUCUAGGCAACGAAACAACUGAAAGCGGAACUCGUGCACGUCGCUACGACGUGACCAGCCGUCGAUACUUCCAUCUCGAUUCACGCACAGCCGAAAUAUCCGUCGCCCGUAGUCUACCGUCAGAAAAAGACAUCCAAUUAUUUGUUGUAGCAAGCGAUUCCGGUAACUUGUCGGACAAUAUUACUGUCAGGAUUCAUGUGACGGAUGCAAACGAUCAUGCUCCUGUCUUUGACAAGUCCUGGUACACUUUUGACGUAGCUGAAAGUACCUAUUCAAAUCAAGCAGUAGGUACAGUGCGAGCAAUUGAUAGUGAUUUUGGUGUAAAUGCCGAACUGAGUUACAAGCUGAUUACGAGCCACGAAGAUUCGGGUCUUAUCGGCAAUGUAUCGCGAUCAUUUGAUGUGGAUUUAUAUAAAGGAAUAAUACGAGUAAAUGGAAUUCUUGAUCGAGAAAAAAGUACGACUCAUCGUCUUCUUGUGAUAGCUUGCGAUCACGGCUCGCCGGUUUUGAGCUCAUCCGUAGAGGUGGAGAUCAACGUGUUGGACGUGAAUGACAAUGCGCCAAUGUUUCACAGUUACGACGAGCUGGAAGAAGGCGGUCGAUUGCCAGUUUAUCGAACUUCUGUUUUAAAGAAUAUUCCAAUUGGCACACAAGUGGCCAAAGUAUACGCAAAUGACAGCGAUUUUGCUGGUAAUGGAAAUGGAUUGAUCCUGUUUGACUUAAGUUAUCAAAAUCGAACAGAAAAGCAAUAUUUUGCGGUGGAUAACAAGGAGGGUAUCAUCACGACCAUCGCCAAACUUGACUAUGAAACUAAGAACGACUAUUGCUUGAUUGUCAUUGCAAGCGAUCUCGGAUCGCCAAUUAGUUUAACUUCCUCGGCUGUAGUUCGCAUUAAUGUAUUAAAUGUCAAUGACGACGACGAAGCAGAAAACAAAGUGCACAAGAUGCCAUCUUUUCAACAUCAAUAUUAUGAAGUAGAAGUUGACGAGAACGCUUCUGUACCAUUGCUAAUUGCGCAAUUAGAUCUUGCUGAUAGUUAUAAUGAUGACCAUGUAAGAUACAGUAUCGUAGCUGAUCGUUUUAACAAUAAGGAAUACUUUUCGGUCAAUCCUAAAAACGGUUCUCUCUACCUCAUGACAGAAAUCGAUCGAGAAAUUAAAGAUCGGUACGAAGUAAAAAUUAGAGUUGAUAGACUCGCCCGUGAUAUGCCAGUGAUGAUUUAUCCUAUCGUUGACGAGAGAGUAAACGGCUUAGCACCUAACGAAGUCAGGGUAAUUGUGAGAGUAAAAGAUGUGAAUGACAACUCACCCAAAUUCAAAUCAAAAGACAGACCUAUUCUCGCCGCUAUACCUACUAGUGCCCAUUACGGCUACGAAGUCGUCAAAGUAGAGGCUGAAGAUCCGGACAUAGGAAUAAAUAGUGAGAUACGCUAUCAAAUACUUCACAAGGAAGAUGCCUCACGUUUUGCAAUUGAUCCACUUAACGGUCAAGUACGAUCUGUAGCAAGUUUUGGCCGCGACGCUGGCUGCGUCUUCGGUUUCGACGUCAAAGCCACUGACAAACAAGGUGCCGAAACCGGACGUAGCAGUAUUGCCAACGUUUUUGUAUAUGUAAUAGAUGAUCAAAAGCAAGUUGUCAUGAUCAUGGGACGAAAACCUGUCGAGAUCGAGCCAGAACUCGAAAAUAUCACAAUCGUGUUGCAAAAUGUCACUGGCUUAGAUGUGCGAGUGAGAAAGCUGGAGCCUCAUAUUGAAAAGAAUCUAAUUGAUACUUUCACGGACAUUUAUCUGUAUGCAAUUGAUCUACAUCUAAAUAUUAUAAUAGACAUGGAUAUUUUGUACAGCGUCUUUAAUAGCAAAAAACCAGAUAUAAAACGCGAACUAAACAAAUAUUGUGUAUUGGAAAUCGUUGCUGCUAGCGCUCUACGUAGAAGUCACCGUUAUUUGUUGUCUACUUUUGAAGUGGGCGUCUUAGUACUUGGUUGCGUCGUCUUCGUGGGUGCUCUUGUGACCGCCUUAUGUGUUACCUGUGUUCGUCGUUACAAACGAAGACGAGACAAGGCCAUGUUUUCGACGGUUGGUCCGAUUGGAUUAGCUUUGACAGAUCCUAUUGGCACUCUGCAGAAACCACCGCUUUUUCCUUCUUUCAUCGACGAAGGAUUUCAUUACGAUCCUGAGCCUUUCUGUUCUGAGAUGUCCAGGCGUCAAAGCAUGUGCGAGCAUAGCAACUGCGUCCGUUUUCACACGUAAAUACUGUUAUAAAUAUAAUAUUACAAUGCCACCCAGGAAACACAAAAUACAACUUCUACAUAACAUGGGAGUAACAUAUAAUGUAACAGUUGUUAUACCUGAAUUCUAUUGAGAUAAUAUAAAUUUCUCUCUCUUAUUUAUGAAAUAUACCUCUGUAAUAAAAUACUUAUAUAGUUUGUUACUUACUGGCACCAACAAGAUAACAAUAAUGUAUAUUCAAUAUAACAUGUUAUAUGACAAAUUUUAUGUCUGCGUAAUGUGACAAUGUCUUACUGUAAUGUGACAAUUUAUAUAG